AUGGUUGUCUUCGGCGUUGAAGUUGGCGGGCGAGUCAGCCGCGGCACCCUGACGUUCUUGCGACUGCUCGCGUGGGCAAGGGCUCGCCAGCGGGCGCUGUGGUGCGCAGCGGCCGCUCGACAGGCCCUGAACCAGCGCUGGAAAGCCCAGGCUGCGUUUGCAGCGCUCCGGGCGCACGCCUGCUCGCUCCUCGAGCUGCCCAUCGCGGGGCCCAGCGACCCAUCUGACGACCUAGAGGUGCCGUUGGGUGAGUUGCUCGCGAGCAGCCUGUGA
Symbiodinium necroappetens is the source of this 273-nucleotide messenger RNA. The record is from the annotation of a GenBank genome assembly. NCBI's taxonomy places the organism in Eukaryota, Dinophyceae, Suessiales, Symbiodiniaceae.